CAUUGAUUCGCGUCGCUCACUUUGUUUAAAAUGAUUUGACAAUUUCCGCCACGAAACACGGAUGCCCAUCUUAGUCGACACCGGGUUAUUUUAUAUAGGGCUUUUAUUUUGACAGGGUAGACGCCCGGUGUGUGUGCCUCACUGAGGAAGACUUGACACAUCUCCUCGCCACGCUCUUAGAAAUAAAAGUGCGCUACAGUGAUAAAGAUAUUUUUUCCUGACAUUUUCCUGAAGGGUGGGGUUAUUCCACGCGUGCACGGUGCUCCUAGUCACGCCGCCCCCACCUGCAAGUGGACCUUCUCAAGGCGGUGGCCGUGCAGGAGACGCUUUUUUUGUGUGUGUGCAGCAGCAGCAGCAUGUCGACCACCGGCGGCUUUCUGAACAACAUGGGCUCCGACAGCCCCUCCAGGCCCCGCCAGCAGUUCUGCGGGAUGUUCUGCCCGGUGGAAGGCUCCUUGCUGGACGGCAAGACUUUGGACUUGGACGCGCUCUCGGCGUGCAGAGGCAAGCGGGACAGUCGAGUCAUCGACCGGCAGAGCGACGUUUCCCAGCCCAAGAAGGUGGAGAUCCGGGAGAGCACCGGCAAGGAGGCCCUGCAGAACCUGGGCGACUAUAAGAGUGACCGUCUCCUUGUCAAAGGAGCAAAGAUCGUCAACGAUGACCAGUCUUUCUGCGCCGACAUUUACAUGGAGGAUGGAGUCAUCAAACAAAUUGGGGAAAAUCUCAUUGUGCCUGGCGGCGUCAAAAUCAUCGACGCCCACGGGCGCAUGUUGAUGCCAGGCGGGAUCGACGUGCACACCCGCUUCCAGAUGCCAGAUCGAGGCAUGACAUCGGCUGAUGACUUCUACCAGGGAACCAAAGCAGCGCUGGCAGGAGGCACCACCAUGAUCAUCGACCACGUGGUACCCGAGCCAGGCGCCAGUCUCAUCACGGCCUUUGAACAGUGGCGGGACGGGCUAGACGGCAAGUCAUGCUGCGACUAUUCCUUGCACGUGGACAUCACCGAGUGGCACAAAGGCAUGCAGGAAGAGAUGGAGGCACUCGUCAAGGAUCACGGCGUCAACUCUUUCCUGGUGUAUCUGGCUUAUAAGGAUCUUUUCCAGCUAACUGACACUCAGGUGUACGAAGUGUUUAGUGUGAUCCGUGAUCUCGGCGCAAUCGCUCAGGUGCAUGCUGAAAAUGGAGAUAUUGUCGCUGAGGAGCAGCGUAGGAUGCUGGAACAAGGCAUCACUGGUCCCGAGGGACACGUGUUGAGCCGUCCUGAGGAGGUGGAGGCUGAGGCUGUAAACCGCUCUGUGACCGUGGCCAAUCAAACCAACUGCCCCCUGUACAUCACUAAGGUGAUGAGCAAGAGUGCUGCUGAUGUCAUCGCUCAAGCCAGGAAGAAGGGCACUGUGGUCUACGGAGAACCAAUCACUGCGAGCCUGGGAACAGACGGCUCCCACUACUGGAGCAAAAACUGGGCUAAGGCAGCAGCUUACAUCACCUCCCCUCCGCUGAGCCCUGACCCAACCACACCAGACUAUCUCAACUCUCUGCUCUCCUGUGGCGAUCUGCAGGUGACAGGAAGUGCACAUUGUCCCUUUGACACCGCUCAACGUGCUGUGGGCAAAGACGACUUCAGCUUGAUUCCCGAAGGCGUCAACGGGGCAGAGGAGAGAAUGUCCAUUAUCUGGGACAAAUGUGUGGUGACUGGCAAGAUGGACGAAAACCAGUUUGUGGCGGUGACCAGCACUAACGCGGCCAAGAUCUUCAACCUGUAUCCCCGCAAGGGUCGUAUUGCUGUGGGCUCUGAUGCUGAUCUGGUGCUGUGGGACCCUGACGUCAUAAAGAUCAUCUCUGCUAAGACCCACAACUCGACUGUGGAGUACAACAUCUUUGAAGGAACAGAAGUGCGUGGUGGGCCUCUGGUGGUGAUCAGCCAAGGCAAGAUCGUCUUGGAGGAAGGAAACCUCCACACCACGGAAGGCUCGGGACGCUUUGUGGCCCGCAAGCCUUUCCCUGACUACGUCUACAAGAGGAUAAAGGCCCGCAGCAGGCUGGCUGAGCUGAGGGGCGUACCUCGAGGAUUGUAUGACGGUCCAGUUUGUGAGGUGUCAGGCACCCCUAAAGCCAUGACGCCCGCCUCCUCUGCCAAGACGUCACCUGCAAAGCAGCCAAACCAGCAGCUCCGUAACCUGCAUCAGUCUGGCUUCAGCCUUUCCGGUGCUCAGGUGGACGACAACAUCCCACGCAGGAACACCCAGCGCAUUGUGGCGCCCCCCGGUGGCAAGACUAACAUCACAAGCCUGGGUUAGAGCGUCACCCUCUGGCCGCUGCGAGGAGGAGGAGGAGGAGGAGGAGGAGAAGGUGACGCGGUUGUGAGUAAAGGACGCCCGACAAGUUCUGAGGGUUCUACGCCGCCGACACCUCCCGACAACUGAUUGGGUCUUUCUUCAGCCGUGAUCUUUAAACUCCUUCCCCUCUUGUUUUUUUGUUUUGUUUUUUUCCACACAUUCCCACUCUCCUUUCCCCUUCAAACAAAAAAAAGCUCUGCCUCACACGAUGAAAAAAACACUCUUUAUUUGUGCACUUUUUAUUUUAUUUUAUUUAGUUUUGAUACUUUUCUUCCACCCUGGACUGAUUGAGUGAAAUGUAUUCUUUUCCAUCCUAGAGGGGGCAGCCUUCAGGUUUCUCCUCUCAUUUCAAGAGUAAAAGCAUAUUUGUCUGA
Nerophis lumbriciformis (worm pipefish) is the source of this 2710-nucleotide messenger RNA. RefSeq names its product dihydropyrimidinase-related protein 2. NCBI's taxonomy places the organism in Eukaryota, Metazoa, Chordata, Actinopteri, Syngnathiformes, Syngnathidae. Gene Ontology annotation, molecular function: hydrolase activity, acting on carbon-nitrogen (but not peptide) bonds, in cyclic amides. The record is from RefSeq and is a predicted model, not a curated record. Gene Ontology annotation, cellular component: cytoplasm; cytosol.